ACAAUAACAAAGGCAACAACCAGUCCAGGGAAUUGCGUUAGAUCAGUGCCCCUUUAAUUAAGUUAUUGUUUGGAUUAUUUCAACUGAAUCAAGAUGCGAUAUUUUCAGCGAAUGUCUGAAUGCCGGCAGUUAACUUUGAAGAUGGGCAGGCAACGUUUAUGGGUCACCUGCACGACGGUUUUUCAAACACUGUUUAUAAUUCACUUCAGAAAAGGAGCAUCAACAAUGGUGGACUGUCUAGGAAGCAGGUUUGCUGUAGACGAUAAGAGGCUUCAUGAAGUGUUGGACAAAGCAAGAGACUUUGCUCUCUCAACAGGAAUCAGUAUGAAGUCCCUGCAGGGAGAGAAGGGCUCCAUGCUGGCUGAGUGUGCCCCCUUCACCCUGUUCCCCAGUGUGGUGCCCCGGGCAUGCUUCCAACAGGCCGUGGACUGCAUGCUGGAUUUCAACAGACUCAUUCAUAAAGUAGCCCAUGAUCACAACUUCCUGGAAAAGUCCCUUAAGAAUGUUUUGCAGGUGGAUGACUUUACACAAGGACUGUGGAAGAUUUACACAAAAGUGAGGGGGGAGGGGUACACCCAGCCCCUGUCUUUAGGAUUGUUCCGGAACGACUUCAUGCUGGAUGUGAAGGACCCAGACCAUGUCCAGCCCAAACAGGUGGAGUUCAACACCAUAUCCUCCAGUUUUGCCGGCCUUACAACAUCCACAGUUCUUCUGCAUAGGUUUAUCCUGGACAUGAUGGGGAAGCAGUAUGAUACAGAGGAGGUCCCGGACAACGAUCCUGCACUGGGACUAGCUCAGGGCAUGGUCAAGGCCUGGGAGCUGUAUGGCCGAAAACAGGCAGUCCUACUGUUCAUUGUGAGUGAGGCAGAGCGGAACAUCUUUGACCAACGUGCCCUGGAGUUCAAAGCCUACUCACUAAACCAUGGAGUUCGGGUACUACGUCGCACGUACCUAGACAUCUACAACAACGCCUCCCUGACAGAAGAUAAGAGAUUGAUGGUUGAUGGAGAUGAAGUGGCCGUGGUGUAUCUGCGUACUGGGUAUGAGCCGGAUGCCUUCCCGACACAUAAGGAAUGGGAUGCUAGACUAAAGAUGGAACGUUCAUUAGCCAUCAAGUGUCCCUCCAUCCAAUAUCAACUAGCUGGAACAAAGAAAAUUCAACAAGAGCUGACCUUACCUGGAUCAGUGGAACAAUUCAUUAAAGACCCAGUUGCAGUGAAGAGAAUCCGAGCUACAUUUGUGAAGCUGCAUAGCCUAGAUUUGGGUCCAGACGGGGACAAGGGCGUGGAGAUAGGGAAGACUGACCCAGACAAGUACGUCCUCAAGCCGCAGAGGGAAGGGGGAGGAAACAACCUAUAUGGAAAAGACAUCAGCAAGUUCUUGGAGGCACACCAGAAAUCAGAAGAGCGAAAUGCCUACAUCCUGAUGGAGAGAAUAUUUCCCAAGUCUCAAAAGAACUAUCUUCUCAAGCCAGGGAUACCUUUUGUCCUAUCUGAUGUCAUCAGUGAACUGGGGAUAUAUGGAGUGUAUAUUGGGUCUGCAACAGAGGAAAGUAUGAACACACAGUGUGGCCACAUGCUGAGGACCAAGGUUCUAGGAACAGAUGAGGGUGGAAUAUGUGCUGGAUUUGCAGGUCUUGAUACACCGUUCCUCGUCAGCACAGAUUAGACACAAGCAUCUCCUGCAAAGUGCGGAAAAAACUGAUAAAUCUCCCAUCUCCUUGCUGGCUCACUCUCUGUAUCAUCAAAUGGGAAUCUGAUGGUCACUGGCUCACUCUCUGUAUCAUCAGUUGGGAAUCAGAUGGUCGCUGGCUCACUCUCUGUAUCAUCAAAUGGGAAUCUGAUGGUCACUGGCUCACUCUCUGUAUCAUCAGUUGGGAAUCAGAUGGUCGCUGGCUCACUCUCUGUAUCAUCAAAUGGGAAUCAGAUUGUCGCUGGCUCACUCUCUGUAUCAUCAAAUGGGAAUCUGAUGGUCACUGGCUCACUCUCUGUAUCAUCAGUUGGGAAUCAGAUGGUCGCUGGCUCACUCUCUGUAUCAUCAAAUGGGAAUCAGAUGGUCGCUGGCUCACUCUCUGUAUCAUCAAAUGGGAAUCAGAUGGUCCCUUGCUCUGUCUCUGUAUCUUUAAAUGGGAAUCUGAUGGCUGGUCUCUUAAUGUUUUUUCAUCAGUAAGCAUUUUGAAUAUUAUUAUGUUUUUGUGCCACAUUUGCAGUAGAGCAUCUCAUGUAUCUAUUUUUACAGCUGAAAUGCUUACUCAUUGAGGUGAAGGUCAUAUCUGCAUGGAAGAUUUAGGCAGUUUAGUCUGUUGUAUGGACAUUGCCCUUGUUACUAUAAGGCAGCUACUACAUAGCAGUGUAAGUGUCUCAUUUUGAAGGGCUUUAAACAGGUUGGGUAUUUUUAUGUUUUAUUAUGUUAUCCAUUCUGAAUGUUAUGUAUAUCUGAUAACGAUAACCAGAUGAAUAUUACAGAAUUAUGUUGAUGGUAUGUCAUAUAACAGGAAUGAUCUUACCUUGUAUUAAGAUAAUUGUUUCUUAUUGGUUACUGAAUGGGAAAGUUUUCCCAUGUGUGAGAUGAGGUACAAAUUUGAUAUACCAUGCUGGUAAAUGCAGAGAAAUUUAUGCCGGUAUGAUAACUUCAUGGUGAACCGGUCCUUUGGUGUGUAUAUUGUGUGAUGUACCCUGUGCGUUAGCAUACAGGAUCAGGGUACAUAGGCUCACACACAGAGUACAUGGUACAUACCCCUCGGGCUCAUGAAGACCCAGGGUAGAAUAGGUCUUCAGCAACCUAUGCUUGCUGUAAAGGGCGACUAUGCUUGUCUUAGGGGCGACUAACGGGAUCGGGUGGUCAGACUCGUUGACUUAUUUGAUGCAUGUCAUCGGUCCC
Messenger RNA from Haliotis rufescens (red abalone), 2880 nucleotides. Its product is annotated as glutathione synthetase-like. NCBI's taxonomy places the organism in Eukaryota, Metazoa, Mollusca, Gastropoda, Lepetellida, Haliotidae. Gene Ontology annotation, biological process: glutathione biosynthetic process. Gene Ontology annotation, molecular function: glutathione binding; glutathione synthase activity; ATP binding. The transcript is spliced from 12 exons. Bases 94 to 1668 code for a protein of 524 amino acids. The record is from RefSeq and is a predicted model, not a curated record. Gene Ontology annotation, cellular component: cytosol.